AUGGACCCCAUAUUAAGUCUUACGUCUGACGUCAUAUUAUACGGUGACACUGAUGACGAUCUACCAAUUUGUGAUUGGCUCCUGAAGAAUUCUACAUAUGAUGCAUUGGAGUUAGACGAACAGCUUGGUUUUAACCAACCAACAGAUUUAGGAGCAACCGUCCUUACAAAAACUGAAAACUUUUCAAGAGUUAAACCCCUUUUCGAUGACUAUAGCUUAUCACCGAAUGUUUCUGACUUAGAAAUGGUAGAAAAUCCACAUAGACCAACAACACAGAUGGACGAGCACCGUGCUUCACCUUCUUUAAUUCCAGAAAAUGACGUUUUAUAG
This is a messenger RNA of Parnassius apollo (apollo), 330 nucleotides long. The record is from the annotation of a GenBank genome assembly. NCBI's taxonomy places the organism in Eukaryota, Metazoa, Arthropoda, Insecta, Lepidoptera, Papilionidae.